CAAAAUUAGCUAAAAUUUUAUUUAGUGUAAUAUUUAAAACUCAUCAUGCGACAAUUAAUUUUGAUUUUGGUCAUUUUAGGAGUAUUUUCUACAAAUGCAACUGCUGUCAACUGGGAUGGACUACGAGUUACAUUUGGACCGGCGCCAAAUGAAGUCUUUUUUGCAAAAAUGCCAAGAACUGCAAACGAAGCGGCUACAGAAGGAUGGUACUCAGUUAGUACAACUUGUGAAAAUUCUGGACAGUAUGCGGGGUUCAGAUACCGAUUGCGAAACGAUAACAGCAUUAAUUUACUUUUCGAUAGAAAUGGAAUAAUCGCUGGAAUUCAGGCACUAUUGCCACAUGAUGAAAUUAUGAGUCCCAACAAUCGAUAUCGUUAUGACUUGGUUCCAAUGUUUCGUAACGAAACAAUUGCUGGUCGCCCUUACGUAGUUUUGACAGCAUACUUUGUUCGCCCAGACUUGAUUUGCACCACUGGCCGAACUGUUCAGGAUUUCAUGAACCAAGGAACUGGAACGGGUCUUUGGUUCCAGAAUGGUUCAGGUCCAAAUGUCCUGAUAAAUGUGCCACGUAUGCGUGCUGCCGCUUCUCAAUUAGGCUGGACGGAUUGUGAAUGUUUUCCAGGGAUGGGACUUCACAACUUUUACGAAGUCCACAGAUGGCACGAAACGAACUGUGACCGUGUUCAACCAACACAAAUCACUUUCAAUUUAGAUGAAGAAAUGACUGGAUUUGUUUUCCAAAUUAGUGGCCCUUCAACUGCUGCUCGUUUCGAAUCUCCACCAAAUGCGGCCCUUUAUGCGAUUAUUGGCCCUGAAAGAAUUCCACAAUGCAUCAUUGAUAAGAAUACCGAAUUCGGAUUUUCGAGUAUCCACGUUUACAUGAUCGAUCAACCCUGGACACUUGGAUGUACUAGAUAAGUUUUAUUUUAUUAUUCGUUUAUAGCGAUCUGAAUAAAGCUCAGUCAACUCAA
Molecule: messenger RNA, 971 nt
Organism: Bradysia coprophila
Lineage: Eukaryota; Metazoa; Arthropoda; Insecta; Diptera; Sciaridae
Source: RefSeq, a predicted model, not a curated record